This is a messenger RNA of Danio rerio (zebrafish), 1305 nucleotides long. It is a transcript of the gene lsm2, whose product is annotated as LSM2 homolog, U6 small nuclear RNA and mRNA degradation associated. The record is from RefSeq and is marked validated. Lineage: Eukaryota; Metazoa; Chordata; Actinopteri; Cypriniformes; Danionidae. Gene Ontology annotation, cellular component: nucleus. Gene Ontology annotation, biological process: mRNA processing; mRNA splicing, via spliceosome. Gene Ontology annotation, molecular function: RNA binding.
CCAAUAGAAGCACAGACUGAAAGACCCGGCAGCUUUUUGAUGACGUAUGUGAUCUAAAGCACAAAGCCGCGUGAAAAUGCUCUUCUACUCGUUUUUUAAGUCUUUGGUUGGCAAAGAUGUUGUGGUGGAGCUCAAGAAUGACUUGAGCAUAUGUGGAACAUUACAUUCAGUUGAUCAGUACCUGAACAUCAAACUGACAGAUAUCAGUGUUACUGAUCCAGAGAAAUAUCCGCACAUGUUGUCUGUGAAGAACUGCUUCAUUCGUGGAUCAGUGGUGCGAUACGUUCAGCUUCCUGCAGAUGAAGUGGACACACAGCUACUACAGGAUGCUGCACGCAAAGAAGCUACACAACAGAAACAAUAAUGUUUAUAUUUGAGAAUAGUUUGGUUUUGUUCCAAUGUUCAGAAGCAUCAUCUGUGGAGUUUUGUUGAUUUAAAUGUUUUUCUUACCUGAAACAUGUAAAGUUUUUUUUUUCUCUUUAAUUUUUACGUCAUGUGAAGCCUGUUAUUGAGGGUGUGAUUUACUGUUUUUUUUUUUUACUUCACAAGUUAGUGGUUGUGUGCUUUUAAUGAGUGUUGGUAAAGUUCUGUACUGCAUACCAAUGACUUUUAGUUAGGUUCACACAUUGAUGCAAAAAUAAAGUAUUUUCCUCUGUUUUCACACAUUCCUAUUGGUGGGAAAAAUCGUCCAUUGUUGGAGUUCAGCUGACAACAUUUUACAAAUUAUGUUCGUGGAAUGCUGGUGUUUUGGUUUAGGCAGGCAUGUCCAAACUCGGUCCUGUAGGGCUGGUGUCCUGCAAAGUUUAGUUUCAAACCCAAUCAGACACACCUGGGCUAGCUAAUCAGGCUCUUACUAAAAACAUAAUUGCAGAUGUGUUGAGGCAGGUUGGAGCUAAAAUCUCCUGGACACCGGCCCUCCAAGAUUGAGUUUGGACACCCUUGGGUUAAGGUGAAUGGAUAGUUUAGCAGAGGUGUCAAACUCAAUUCCUGGAGUGCUGCAGCCCUGCACAGUUCAGUUCCAAGUGUGUUGGAGCAGGGUUGGGUUUCAAAGAAGCCCGAAAGAUUUAAUUACUUUAAUCUGGUUGUGCUUACUUAAACUGAACUAAACAGUGCAGAGCUGCAGCCCCCCCCCAGGAACUGAGUUUGACACCUGUAGUUUACAGCCUAGUCCCAAACUAAAAAGUAAGUUGUUUAGAGUAAAAGAAACUCGUAGUUACUGUUCCUAAAAUAUACCAUUGACUUUGUUUUGUGUCAAGAUUUUUAGGCACUUUUAUGCGCUAAUAAAGUAAUCAUGGCUUCAUCAAA